AUGCGAUUCACCUCUGCCAUCCUGGCGGCUGCCGCUGCCGGCUCCGCUCUCGCCCAGCGUCCGUCCAACACAUCCAUCUGCGACUACUACACCACCGCGCUGUUGAAGGAGAACAAUGCCACCAACCAAUACACUCUUUUGACCCUCGUCGUCAACACUGCGGUGAUUGGAAACUACACUCAGCCCAACGUUGGCGUCAGCGUGCCCGGUAUCCUGAACCCUAACGGCACCUACAAUGGCACCAAGGUCAACUUGGUUCCCUACUUCAACGGUGGUCUGGCCUCGACCAACGAUAACGGAAAGGCCGUUGCUCGAAACUUCCUCGAUGGCGGUGGUGCGGCUCCUCUGAUGAAGAACAUGCCUGCCGACGACAUGAAGUCGAACCAAUAUUUCCUGAUGACCCACUUGUAUGAGUUCUUUGGGAGCCUUCUCGGCUGCUCCCAAUAUGGUAUGAAGGGUUUCCCUGAAUACUCUGGCGAUGCCAGCAUGUACAAGGUUCACAAGUACAUGGUGCUCGACCCUUAUCAGAUGGGUUACUUCAUCGAGCAAGUUGCCCUGUCUGCUGCCUCCUUCGGAGUUGCCGAGUCGGACAUCAUGGCCGUUGGCCAGGCCCUCGGCUCCCUCUUCAACUACCGCUGCGAACCCGAGAAGACCGUCAUCAAGGCCCAGGGCCCUCAGUGGCAGAGUAUCUGCACUGACCAGUCCUGCCCCUUGGCCGAUAAUGCCACUUGCUCGGCUUACGAGAUGGUUCCCCAGCCCGCUGUUGCCAAUGCCACUCUUGCCAUGGGUGAGGGUCGCAACGCUUCCAUGUCUGGAUCCGCAACUCCUACCAUGUCUGGUUCCAUGACCGGCACUGCGAGCCCAUCCGCAAGUGCUUCCUUCAACGCCGCUGCCAUUGUUGCUCCCGGGCUCACUGGUGUAGCCGCUGCUAUCGUCGCAGCUUUCGCUCUGUAA
This is a messenger RNA of Penicillium diatomitis, 954 nucleotides long. RefSeq lists its product as uncharacterized. Bases 1 to 954 code for a protein of 317 amino acids. The record is from RefSeq and is a predicted model, not a curated record. Gene Ontology annotation, molecular function: oxygen binding; heme binding. The transcript has 3 exons. Lineage: Eukaryota; Fungi; Ascomycota; Eurotiomycetes; Eurotiales; Aspergillaceae.